Diatraea saccharalis (sugarcane borer) is the source of this 1691-nucleotide messenger RNA. NCBI's taxonomy places the organism in Eukaryota, Metazoa, Arthropoda, Insecta, Lepidoptera, Crambidae. The record is from the annotation of a GenBank genome assembly.
AUUUACCUACAACCCAACCUAUCAUUUUCAAUGUACAAAGGAACGAAUAGCAAGUUGAUUACAUCAUGGAUUUGGACAAUAUUGUCAUAGAAUCUUUUGGCAGUAAUGUUAAAAUAGUGCGAAUUAAUAAACCGAAAAAGAAAAAUGCUUUAGAUUUUAUCAUGUACAAAACAAUAUCAAGAAUUUUGGAAGAUGCUACAAGAGAUGAUGCUAUUAACAUUGUAGUGCUCACAGGUACUGGAGACUUUUUUAGUAGUGGUAACGAUUUAACGGCGCGUAAUGUGUCUUCAGAUAGUGACUUUUAUUCUGCACUAAAUGAUUUUAUCAAAUCAUUUAUUGUUUUUCCGAAAAUUCUGAUAGCUAUGGUGAAUGGCCCAGCUAUUGGUAUCGCAGCCACAACAUUGGCUCUAUGUGACUUGGUUUAUGCUUCUGAAAAUUCAUACUUUUACACUCCAUUUACUAAGUUAGGAUUUAUGGCUGAAGGAUGUUCGACAUAUACAUUUUCAAGAAUAAUGGGUGAGAGAAAGGCUCUUGAUAUGCUAUUGUUUAACUACAAGAUGUCUGCAAAAGAAGCUUUACAAUGUGGUUUUGUGAAUGACAUAUUUAAACAAGAGGAUUUGCAACAAAAUGUAUGGAACAAAUUAAGAGACGUUACAAAUUUGAGAUGUGAAAUAUUAAUAGCAAACAAAAAACUAAUACGGGGCCAUAUUAGAGAUAAGCUUUUAGAAAUAAAUGAAAUUGAACUAACAGCACUCAGAAAAAUAAUGAAUAAUAGUAAACUUUAGAGUUAUGGUAACAUAAGUUUAAUGCUUAAGGUUAAGUGCAUAUCUAACAGAAGAUUGGUCUCAUGGAUUGUGGAAUAUAAGUACUGACAAAUAUGCGAUAUGACGUUGCGCACUAACAUAUACUUUCGUGAGAAGCUUGAUUAAUUGGGGUUGGUGCAAAACCCUAAAGUGUUCACAAAAUAUGAGGCCUGUUUUGAUAAAAGUCAUAUAAUCACAGCAUGAUUAGUUACAAAAAAAAAUUGGUAAGAAAUAAGUUCUCCAAUGGUUGGCCUACAUUCUGCAUAGGAAGUGGAGGUUUGAUUGGUAUAUCUCUGCUCUUUGGCUCUUUCGGGAGUUGCGGCAGGAGAGAGUCCCUUGCGAACUUGCAGACAAGUGCUGAGGUGGCGAUGCAUAAUCCAUUACAAAAAUGGACUGCCAACAUUUGUUUAGAAAAUUUAGUGUAAUUCAAAAUAAACUUUUAAAAUAUAGUAUACCUUCCACUUGCAUCAUCAAGCCAUGGAUACUGUCUUGAACCAAAUUUGAUAAGACAAUUCAAACAAUCUCUAACUUGAUGGGAUUACUUUGUUUAAUUACAGCAGUUCCAUGGCUACCUUCUUGAUCCUAUAUGAUAUCAGCUUCAUUCCAUAUUGCAAUUAUAUCCAAAUUAAAUGUGUUUGCAUUUCAGCUUAAUUGAAAACUGGGAAGUGGGUCAUUUAGCUUGCCAAAUUGAGCCACACUAAUAAACAAAUAUGUUCAAUAAAAGCUUGUAAAAAGUAGAAAAUAAUUAAAUUAAUGUAGUUAAACUAGAUUUUUACAAGUGCAAUAUACCUAAUGAAUUUUUAUUUUUUUAUUUAAUUAUGACCGUGGUUACAAAUUUAUUACAAUAUAGACUUAAAUGCGAAAAAGACAUCGAAUGUCACUAAAUUA